CUCGCCCUCCGCCUUCGCCUCCGCCUCCGCCUCGGCGCCUCCCUCAGUUUGCCGACGGCACUUCUCUUCACUCCGGCAUCCCUCGCCUCUCUCUUCCCAAAUACGUUCUCUAAUUAGCUCCCCUCUUUUCUCCCGGGGUAAGACGACGAAUCUCGUAAGCCUUCCAGUCGCCGCCGUCCUGUAAAAUCCCGUCUCUAUUUGCUUCUGGGUUAGUGCGUUUUACGUGGAUUUUUUUUCUUCUUCUGGGGUUUGCUUUUAGUUUUAGUUUUUGGAGGAUUGUUUCUGUGUCUCUAUCUUGAAUGAUUAUUAAUGGGUUCUGGGUUUUGCUCCGAAUGGUGUUCUUUAUGGAUACCUUUGGAGUCGAUGGAUUUGCCCACUUUCGGUUAUGAAUCUCUGAAGUGGGAUUGCUUUGAACUUACGCUAAAUCCUUUUCUAAAAUUCUGUGAGAACUUUCAGUCUUUGUGUUUCCUACUUGAUGUCUUUCUCUCAGUCCUUGGAGGUUCUUGCUUACUGUUAGGUGGAGUUGGUAGUAAGAAGGACCUAGUAACCAGUGGCUAAUUGGAUUUUUAUGGGCACGGAGAAGAAGAUGGAGGAGACAGAUAAGAAGAUAGAGUUCAGGUUGUACAAUACAAUGAGCAAAACAGUUGAAGUUUUCAACCCCAUUGUUCCUGGCAAAGUUGGCAUGUACGUUUGCGGUGUCACUGCCUACGAUCUGAGCCACAUUGGCCAUGCUCGUGCUGCUGUUGUCUUUGAUGUUCUCUUCAGGUACCUGCAGCACUUGGGUUAUGAUGUUACUUACGUUCGAAACUUUACUGAUAUUGACGACAAGAUAAUUAAGCGUGCUAAUGAUCUUGGUGAAGACCCUUUGUCCUUAAGUAAUCGGUUCUGUGAUGAAUAUCUUGAUGACAUGCAAAGCCUGGCAUGCCUCCCUCCUACUCACCAGCCACGGGUAACUGAACACAUGGAAAAUAUCAAGAACAUGAUAGCUCAGAUUAUGGAAAAUGGUUGUGCAUAUGCUGUUGAAGGAGAUGUGUUCUUUGCUGUUGAUAAGUCCCCAACUUAUGGUCAGCUAUCUGGGAGGAAGUUGGAGGACAACAGAGCUGGUGAACGUGUUGCGGUUGACCAAAGAAAGCGUAAUCCUGCUGACUUCGCUCUUUGGAAGGCUGCAAAGGAGGGUGAGCCGAGCUGGGAUAGCCCAUGGGGUCCAGGAAGACCAGGGUGGCAUAUUGAAUGCAGUGCAAUGAGUGCACAAUAUCUCUCUUUCAGAUUUGAUAUCCAUGGUGGUGGAAGUGAUUUGAUCUUCCCUCAUCAUGAGAAUGAAGUGGCUCAAAGUAGUGCUGCUUGCAGCGACAGCAAAAUCAAUUUCUGGGUCCAUAAUGGGCAUGUCACAAACAACAACUUGAAGAUGUCAAAAUCGUUGGGCAACUUUUUCACCAUCCGUCAGGUUAUCGAAAGGUACCAUCCACUUGCUGUGCGAAUGUUCUUGAUAAGUGCUCAUUACCAUUCUCCCCUUAACUAUACCGUCGGCCAGCUAGAGCUGGCUUCUGAGACAGCUUAUUACAUCUAUCAGACGCUGCAUGACUUGGAGAUUGCUAUGUUACCACCUCAAGAUAGCUUGAAGGAGAAAGGCGGUGAAAGCAGUGAUAAGAAGAGUGGCAAGAAGCCUAUCAAGUUUACUGAUGAGGCCGAAAAGUGCAUCGCAAAGCUGAAAGCUCAUUUCAAUGCUAAAAUGUCGGAGGAUUUAAACACAUCACAGAUAUUAACUGGAAAAGAUUUCAAUGAAGCCUUGAAGUACAUAAAUUCCAAUUUGAACCUUCUCAGGAAGCAAAAGCAAAAGCUGAGAUCGUUAGAUGUGUCUCUUGCGGCAGUAGCAAGAGAAGUUGAAUCAGUAUUGAGAAUUCUGGGCUUGAUGCCAACUGUCAGUUAUUCCGAGGUGUUGCAGCAACUGAAAGAGAAGGCGUUGAUUAGGGCUGAACUAAAGGAAGAAGAUGUGGCAGCAUUGAUUGAGGAAAGAACAACUGCGAGAAAAAACAAGGAAUUUGGGAGAAGUGAUGAGAUCAGGGCUGACUUAACAGCAAAGGGAAUUGCACUGAUGGAUGAGGGCAGGGAAACUGUUUGGAAACCAUGUGUUCCUGUUCUGCCUGAAGAAGAAGGUGAAGAGUUAGCAGCAGCGGCAGCAGCAGUGUUAGCAGCAGCUUUGCAAUAGCAACUAUAAGCGUCAAGUCAGCCCGUAGGCCGUAUAAUUGAAAAUCCGACUUCUUUCGUUGUUAACUAGACAAGUCCCGUUAAAUGCAUGUGGGGGAGGGACGCACAAACUUUUGCAGUGUUCUUGUUAUACACAGCUGGAAGGAUGAGUAUGGUUUGGUUGGUCGAGAAACUGUGGGUUGAAUGAUCCCAAACUCGUCCACCUACUAUUGGGCAUUUGCUACUUCCAUUUGAACAGCCUUAACGUUCAUUGCUUGGUUGAAUUGACAAUCGCAGCUUUUUGUCGUCAUAGCGCCAACAUGGAUGCUAUCUAGGAGAGAGGAAGCUUAGUGUCCAAGUCGUUAGGGCUUGCCAUCUAUGAAGCGUCUGUAGUGAUGUUGAAUAUGGACAAGUUGGGGUAAGAAGGGCUAGUCGAGCCUAGAGGUUGAGAGUGUCUUUUCAUGGAUGUUACAUCUACUCUCUCCCGUUUCCUUUGACAGGGGAACUGGGAGAGAGACUAGGAUUCAAAUAGAAUUGCUACCUUUGUCAAAGGCGGCCGGCUAAAUUGAAGUCACAUUUACACUGAGCUUUGUCGAUGGCCUGCCCAUAUCUUUUCCCAUAAUGCCAACGGUCAGGCGAUCACACCUCUCGCAUUUACUCUUCCUCUGUCGUAUUUAGUCCAGGCCGGCCCGGCUCACUGACCCACCGCCGGAACUUGAACCACAUCUUCUUGUUAACUUAACUCGCGCAUUCAAUGCCAUCAUUUUGUCUCCUUUUGCAUUCCUCUUUCCCUUCCUCAACUGCCACACCAAAUUGGUUGUAAAUAAAUCCUCCCACCCGUACAUCUCCGCCGCCGAUGAAACCCGACCCGGCCGGCUGCACUCAUCAUGGUCAUGGAGCCUUCUUCCCGCCUGAAGUAUCUCCUUCCCUCUCUCCUCCUUCUCUUGUUCAUAUCUGGUUGCUUAAACUCGGCAGCUGGACCUGUCCCCGGAAACGAGUCGGACAGGCUCGCCCUGCUCGACUUCAAGAGCCUCAUCACCCAGGACCCGCUCCAAAUCCUCAGCUCGUGGAACGGGUCGGUCCAUUUCUGCAACUGGGUCGGGGUUUUCUGCAACCCGUCCAAUUCCAGGGUCCAGAUUUUGAGUCUCCAGUCUCAGAGAUUGAGCGGCUCCUUGCCUCCUUCAUUGGGCAACCUCUCUUACCUCACCGCCAUCAACCUCCGAAACAACAGCUUCCGCGGCCAUGUCCCUCCUCAAAUCGCCCGCCUCUCUCGCUUGCAGCAAAUCAACUUCACUUUCAAUUCCUUCUCCGGGGAAUUCCCUUCCAAUCUCAGCACUCCCGACCUUACUGUUCUUGACCUCGCCGGGAACAACUUCUCCGGCCAGAUUCCCGACUCCCUGGCGUCCAAGUCCAGGUUGGUUUGGCUGGACCUCGGCUUCAACAGCCUGACCGGAAUUGUCCCCAGAUGGCUGGGGAAUUUGUCUUCGCUCGCUGUUCUUUCGGUUGGUCCCAAUUAUUUAGUCGGAAAUGUACCGGACGAGCUCGGCAAGCUUUCCAGGCUGGGGUUCUUCCAGCUAUACGACAACUCUCUCACUGGUACCAUUCCUCCUGCGAUUUACAAUAUCUCGUCUCUCUACUACUUCUCUGUUGUUCAGAACCAAUUGCACGGCCAGCUUCCGACGGAUGUCGGCCUCACGCUGCCAAACCUGCGAACAUUUGCCGGCGGCGUAAAUAACUUUACCGGCGAGAUUCCUGUUUCAUUAGCGAAUGCCUCUGGGCUUCAGAUUAUCGAUUUUGCUCAGAAUGGCUUUACUGGGAAAAUUCCUCAUAGCCUGGGGGGCUUGCAAGGCUUAACCAGGCUUAAUUUUGAUCAGAAUAGGCUUGGAAGUUAUGACAUUGGAGGGAUGGACUUUCUUGCUGAUUCACUGUUUAAUUGCUCGAAUCUGGUGGUCCUGGGCUUGUCCAGAAACAAGUUUGGGGGAACUCUGUCAAACUCCAUAGCUAAUUUGUCCAGUCAACUGCAAAUCCUCACUCUGGGAGAGAAUCAGAUUUCAGGAACGAUUCCUGAUGGGAUAGGGAAUCUGGUGAGCUUGGCAAGUCUGGGUUUGGAAGGGAACUAUUUUACAGGCAGUGUACCUAACAGCAUUGGGAAGCUUCAGCAGUUGGAGGGUUUAAAUCUCAAUUACAAUAGAUUUUCUGGACAAAUUCCUUCCUCCAUUGGUAACUUGACCAGAUUGACCAGGCUUUUCAUGGAGGUAAACCGGCUAGAGGGAAGCAUUCCUCCCAGUCUGGGGAACUGUCAAAAUCUGCAGAAUUUGAAUAUUUCUUCCAACAGACUUAGUGGAAGCAUACCCAGAGAAGUUAUGGGGCUUUCCUCUCUCUCAAUUUCCUUGGUUUUGUCCAGUAAUUUCUUGACAGGUGGAAUACCACCUCAAGUUGGGAAUUUGAACAAUCUGAUGAACUUGGAUCUGUCAGGGAACAAGUUGACAGGUGAAAUCCCUGGAACAAUUGGCAGUUGUAUAAGCUUGGAGAGCCUAAGCUUGCAGGGGAAUGAUUUCCAAGGCAAAAUUCCAGAUUCUCUCAAAUCCUUGAGAGGGAUAAAGAGCCUGGACCUUUCAGGAAACAACUUUUCGGGAAACAUUCCUGAAUUCCUCACCACACUCUCUUCCCUCGCCCAUCUCAACCUCUCCGAGAACAAAUUCACAGGGGAAGUUCCAAGCAAAGGUAUAUUCGGAAACUACUCAGCCUUCUCCAUAGCUAGAAAUUCCAGACUCUGCGGUGGAAUCCAAAAUUUACACCUGCCUUCAUGCACCCAGGAGGCGAGGCAGAACAAACCCACUAAAUCUCUUAACCUCAAGAUCGUCAUUCCAGCAAUUUUGAUAGCCAUAUCUGCUGCUGUUAUGGCCUUUUGUCUUGCUGUAAUCCUUGUUAGAAAAAGAAGAAAGAAAGAAAGACCCUCAUCGGCAAGAAGCUUGGAAGUUGACCUUGCUUCAGAGCAGGACUACCAAAUAGGAGGCCUUUUAUCUUAUUCGGACCUCCUGAAAUCGACAGAUGGCUUUGCUGCUGAAAACUUGGUGGGUUCAGGAAGUUUUGGUUCUGUCUACAAGGGAGCCUUAUCUGAUGAAAGAACGACGGUGGCAGUUAAGGUUCUGAACCUUCAGCAGCAGGGUGCUUCGAAGAGCUUCCUGGACGAAUGCAAUGCUUUGAAAAACGUCAGGCACAGGAAUCUGGUUAAGAUCAUGAAUGUCUGCUCAACUGUAGAUCGACGAGGGAAUGAGUUCAAAGCUAUAGUCUUUGAGUUCAUGCCUAAUGGAAGUCUUGAAGAUUGGCUUCAUCAUCAAGACCGAGCUAGAAGGCUGAGCCUUGCCCAGAGACUCAACAUAGCUAUUGAUGUUGCUGCCGCACUGGAAUACCUACACCAUCAUUGCGAAACUCCGAUUGCUCACUGUGAUCUCAAACCCAGCAACAUACUUCUGGACCAGGACUUGACGGCACGCGUGGGUGACUUUGGAUUGGCAAGUUUUCUCUUUGAUGGAAACCAACCGUUGCUAUCAGUGAGCUUGAAGGGUUCAAUCGGCUACAUUCCUCCAGAGUAUGGACAGCGCGGCCGAGUUACAGUGAUGGGAGAUGUUUACAGCUUUGGGAUACUGAUCCUGGAGAUGUUCACAGGGAAAAGACCUACUGACGAAAUGUUCAAAGACGAUUUGAGCAUUCACCAGUUCGUGGCAGUGGCGUUGGCAAGGGGUCAUGUCAUUGACGUUGUUGAUGCAUCGAUGCUUGUUGAUGAAGAGAUGAUAAAUGGUGGUGGUGAUGAUGAUGAUGAUGGCUGUGGAAGGGAAGAAGAGAAGGGAAUGAUGUGGGCUGCUGCGGGUACUCUUUCAGGGAAGGAAAAAGUUGGAGAAUGCUUGACCGAAAUAAUGAGAGUCGGACUGGCUUGUUCUGUGACAUCUAGCGGGAAUCGGAUAGGAAUGAGCGUUGCUGUAAAUAAACUGCAAGAUAUUAGGGAUUCGUUGCGCAGAUGAUAAGGAGGCGAACUUCAAGAGGAGUCAACAAACCCAUUGAUCAGAUUGGUAAGCACAGUAAUUUUCUACCUGAAAACCAUAUCCAAUCUGUAGUUGCAAGAUAUGUAUAUUUUUUUUUUCCCCUUUGUUUUGGAUAGGUGUGACUGAGAUGCAUUGUAUUUGUGUAAAUCAGAUGUUACAACACAAAUUUUUGUAAAGGGGAAGCUUUUUUUUUUUUCGAGAUAAAAUUAAGGAAGUUGAAACUAAUAAAACGGCA
This is a messenger RNA of Linum tenue, 6462 nucleotides long. NCBI's taxonomy places the organism in Eukaryota, Viridiplantae, Streptophyta, Magnoliopsida, Malpighiales, Linaceae. The record is from the annotation of a GenBank genome assembly.